CUUCAUAUAUCUCUUUGUUCCCUUUAAUUUUACUUGUUUUUAGAAUUUUCCAUCAUGGCCGCAGCCGAUGUUGAGUUCCGGUGCUUUGUCGGAGGGCUCGCAUGGGCCACCGACGACCGGGCCCUUGAAGAAGCCUUUAGUACCUUUGGUGAAAUUGUUGAAUCGAAGAUCAUUAAUGAUCGUGAGACUGGAAGAUCAAGAGGUUUCGGGUUCAUUACUUUCCGUGACGAGAAAGCUAUGAGGGACGCUAUCGAAGGAAUGAACGGUCAAAAUCUUGACGGAAGGAAUAUUACCGUCAACGAAGCUCAAUCUCGCAGAAGCGGAGGAGGUGGAAAUGGUGGAUACAACAGCGGGGGUGGAGGCGGUGGGUAUGGUGGUCGCCAAGGAGGAUAUGGUGGUGGUGGACGUCGUGAUGGAGGUGGAUAUGGAAACGGUGGAGGAUAUGGUGGUGGUGGAUAUGGAGGCGGUCGACGUGAGGGAGGGUACGGUGACUCUGAUAGCAACUGGAGGUCUUAAGUUUAAGGUUUAUAAUUGGGCUGUGUAGGUCCGAAAUCGGUAUUAGGAAAUGAAAGUGUUGUUGUAGUUGGUAUUUU
Molecule: messenger RNA, 593 nt
Organism: Hibiscus syriacus
Lineage: Eukaryota; Viridiplantae; Streptophyta; Magnoliopsida; Malvales; Malvaceae
Product: glycine-rich RNA-binding protein GRP1A-like
Exons: 2
Coding region: 55-516 (153 amino acids)
Molecular function (GO): RNA binding
Source: RefSeq, a predicted model, not a curated record